Ceratotherium simum simum (southern white rhinoceros) is the source of this 583-nucleotide messenger RNA. The record is from RefSeq and is a predicted model, not a curated record. Lineage: Eukaryota; Metazoa; Chordata; Mammalia; Perissodactyla; Rhinocerotidae.
UCUUUGUCUACAUCUAGCUUGGCACAGAGGGGCAGACAUAUCCUGAAAAGUGUGGGUGAGACAUACAUAGCACUCUUGGACCUGAAGGUGAGCCAACCUGGGAGAAACAUGAUCUUUCAGCAUGGCAGGAUUUGAAAGAUGGCCCUUCUUCAGGCUAAUAAGGAUCUCAUUGCCACAGGAAUUAAGGAAUUUAAUGUUCUGCUGAAUCAGCAGGUCUUCUCUGAUCCUCCUAUCUCUGAAGAAGCCAUGGUGACUGUGCUGGAUGACUGGGUGAACUUCUACAUCAACUAUUACAAGGAGCAGAUGGUGGGGGAGCAGCAGGAGCAGGACAGGGCUCUGCAGGAACUUCGGCAAGAGCUGAAUACUCUGUCUGCCCCUUUCCUGGCCAAAUAUAAGGCAUUCCUGAAGUCCUUGUGAGCACCCUAACCACCCACUGCCUUUCUCCUAGCCCAGAGACAGGCCUGCAUCUCCAGGAAACCCUUAAAUCCCGCCUCUGUAUUCCUCAAAUCCUCAUGCUCUUGCCCGUUCAUAGUGUUAUUCUACCUUGAAACCUCAAUAAAGACGGAUACUGGUUUUUCCGGUC